Molecule: messenger RNA, 3744 nt
Organism: Punctularia strigosozonata HHB-11173 SS5
Lineage: Eukaryota; Fungi; Basidiomycota; Agaricomycetes; Corticiales; Punctulariaceae
Exons: 6
Coding region: 1-3744 (1247 amino acids)
Biological process (GO): nuclear-transcribed mRNA catabolic process, nonsense-mediated decay
Cellular component (GO): telomerase holoenzyme complex
Molecular function (GO): protein binding; telomeric repeat DNA binding; telomerase RNA binding
Source: RefSeq, a predicted model, not a curated record
AUGGCCGACCCGCUGUCGCCAGCGCUAUCACCUCUACCACCACCACCACCACCACCACCGCGGCCCUCGCGCAAGGGCAAGGAGCGCGAGACCGACUCCGCACCCGCACCCACCGACCUCGCCGCCAGGAUGAUCGCCUUCCAGAGACGCAACGCUACUGCAACGAAGCCGCGGGACAGGUCCGAGCGGCCCGCCCCGCCCCCGAAGGACGUCCCCGAGCGCGCCCAAGCGCCGCCCCCGCAGACGAGCACGAUCGGCGCCCGAUCGCCCGUGCUCUCCGUCCAGCAGCAGCCGCAGCCGCGCCGCCACCCGUCCAGCCCGCACCUCGCCGCGCUCUCCUCCUCCGACGCCGACGACUUCUCGAGGCGGCUCAAGAUCGGCGCCACCUCCGCCGCCGCCGUCGACCCGUACGCGCUCUCCUCGCGCAAGCACCCCCACCCCGACUCGGCGCGCAAGCUCUACAACCCGCACGCGGACCCGCCGAUCCCGACGCGGCACACCGCCGAGCCCGAGGCCAUCUCGGACGGCACCUCGAGCUCGUACGCCCCGCGCCACCCCCCGCACCCGCAACACCCGCGCUCGCCCAAACAGCCGGACCUCGGGCGCCCCAGCGCGCCCCGCCCGCUCUUCGACCCGCGCAAGGACGACCCCGUCCGGUUCGCCGUGCUCGCGCGCCCGGGCGGCAAGCCACCCGCCCCGACGCCCAAAUCGUCCGGCGACUGGCUCUCCGCCUCCUCCACCUCGUCCUACACGCCCUCCCUCGCCUCCUCCUCCUUCACCCUCUCCUCCGGCACCACCGCCUCCUCCUCCGCCAACUCGGCCCUCUUCGACUCGUCCGCGGGAGGAGGUGGAGGAGGUGGGGGAGGGUCCCGCCCGCCGCGCACGGACGAGAGCGGCGGGAGCAGCACGACGAACGCGUUCUCGGCGCAGCUGAAGCGGCUGUAUAGGGAGAUCACCGCGCUCGAGGCGCAGGUCAGGGCCGACGACGCGGCGGAGGUGGACGUGGCGCGCGUGAUCGUGAAGAAGGACCCCCAGGCCGAGGCCGAAAAGUGGAAGAAGGCGUCCGCCGCCCACAAGCGGCUUGCGGACAUGAUGCACAAUCUGCUCGAAGUGUCGCUCGACCCGAGCGUGCCCGCCUCGCUCCGCAAUAUACCCGUCAAAUACAACAUCAUCAACCGGCUGUGGUCGAUCGCCUUCCACAAGCACCUCGAGAACCUCCGCCGGGCCGCGUUCACGCAGCCGACGGACCCGGUCGCGUUCGAGCUCCUGCAAGAGUUCAUCUACUACGCGUACACGUUCUACACCUACCUCGUCGAGGAGCGCACGCUCGAAACGUUCAAGUCCAACUGGCUCGAGUGCCUCGGCGACCUCGCGCGGUACCGGAUGGCGGUCGCCGCGAUGGCGGGCGCCGUCGCGCUCCCGACGGGCGGCGGCGCGACGCUCGCGGCGAUACACCGCGCCGCGGCCGAUCUGGCGUCGCCCGCGCCGUCGACGAUCAAGUCGCCGAUCCCGAGCGUGUCGCAGCAGAAGGAGGUCGGGCGCAGCGCGGCGGCGGCGGCGGAGAAGGAGGAGGGAAGCCUGCGGUCGGCCCAGCCGGCGGCGCGGAUCGACGACAGCCCGGUGCCGAGCAUCGGGCUCGCGGCGGCUCGGGCGAUGGAGCUCGAGCCGGAGAAGGAGCGGUGGAGGACGAUCGCGAGGGAGUGGUUUAGCAAGGGCGUGGCGGCCACGCCUGGGGCGGGCAAGCUGCACCAUCAUCUGGGACUCUUGAGCAGGGACACGGAGGGCGAGGAGCUGAGGGCCGUUUAUCACUUCGUCAAGAGCAUGAUCGCUUUGCACCCAUUCCCGACCUCGCGCGAGUCGGUGCUGCCCGUGUGGAGCGUGGCGAACCAGACGCGGCGACAGGCGCCGGACGCGCGCGUGCCGGAGCUGUUCGUGCUCCUGCACGGGAUGCUGUUCACGAACGUGCAGCUGGACGACUUUGGGCCGACGCUCGCGCGGUUCAUGGAGCGGCUCGAGGUCGACGGCGCGGAGGAGCGGGAGUGGAUCAUGAUGGCGGUCGUGAACGUCGGCGCGGUGCUCGAGUACGGCAAGCCGCAGGGCCUGGUCCGGCGCGCGGUCGCGAACGCGAGCGGCAGCGCGGGCACGGUCGUGCUCGGCGGCGGCGGCGUGAACGGGCUCGCGCCGAGCGUGGCCAGGAUGCGGAUCGCGCCGAGGAAGGAGGACGAGAUGGACGUGGACGGCGAGGCGGCGCCGGUGCGGGUGCAGUCGAGCCCGACGAUGGAGGAGGCGGCGGCGGACGAGGAGGAGCGGGAGGAGCUCCCGCUCGCGUUGAGGCUCGCGCUCCAGCUCACGUUCGGCAUGUUCGCGUACGUGCUCGGGCGGCCGACGCGGAAGCCGUCGCCGUACGCGCGGAGCACGCUGAACCCGUACCUGACGGUGCUGCUCACGUUCCUCGCGACGGUCGCGCGCGACGCGGCGGCGCUGGCGAUCUUCGAGCGGGGCGUGCCGUGGGAGGCGCUCGCGGCGUUCUUGGGCACGGCCCCCCGCGGCGUCUUCGCGGACGGCAAGGUCGAGGGCGCGGCGAUGCUGAGCAGCGGGGCGAGCCCGCUCGACGAAGAUUGGAGCCUGCGCGGGAUGGAGUGGGUCGGCCGGCGGCUGUACGAGCGCGGGUUUUGGAAGGGAGGGGAGGAGCGGCAUAUGGAGCUCGAGGUGCUGGAGAAGAGCGAGGCGGGCGUCGAGGCCGUUACGGACGGGAUCAUCGAGGACGACGAGGAGGGCGAGGGCGGCGCGAGGGAGAGAGGCGCGAGCGCUGGGCGGUGGGUUCGUGUGGCCAGGGCCGGCGCGGCGCUGAGCAAAGUCGUGGACGGGUUCGUGUGGGCGCCGGGAACGAGGGAGUGGCGGGUGGAGACGCCGUUGACGGAGAAGAUUGGAAGGUGGAAGGAAGAGGAGAGGAGAGAGAGAGAGGAGGAGGAGAGGAGGAGGCGCGGGACGCGCUGGGGCGACGAUUCGAUGGAAGUGGACGAGGAUGGGCAGGUGGACGAUGACGAGGACGAGGAGGAUGAGAACGACAGCGACGAGGUGAAGGCGCUCAAGGCUCGUCGACGAUACCUGCAGAGUUUAUUGCAGGAGGGCCGACGGGAGCCGACAAUGUCGCGGUCGUCGACGCGGAGCAGCCUCAAAAACGCUACCGCCACCGGGCCAUCGCUCAAGAUCGUUGCCGGGUAUACUGCGCUCGUCAUCGACACCAACAUCCUAUUGUCCUCGUUAUCGAUGUUCGCAUCGCUCGUCGAGAGCCUCAUGUGGACGGUCGUGGUGCCGCUCCCGGUCGUCAUGGAGCUGGAGGGUCUUUCGUCGAAUCAGUCCAAGCUCGGCGAAGCCGCAUCCGCCGCGAUGGCAUACAUCACUUCGCACAUACGCACGCACGCCCUCUCGCUCAAGAUCCAGACGUCGAAGGGCAAUUAUCUCCCGAAUAUCAACGUACGGACAGAGGAGGUCGACUUCACUGACGAGGCGUCAUGGGAGCGCAGCAUGGAUGAUCUCAUCCUCCGCGCCGCGGUGUGGCAGGACGAGCACUGGGUGGACCGCUCCGACCUGCUCAAGGUCCACGGGACGCCGGACAAAACGGGCGCCGCAAAGGUCGUACUGCUGAGCUUCGACCGAAAUUUGCGUUUGAAGGCUCGAUCGCGCCAGCUGGCCGCAGCGAACGAAAGGGACCUCGCGGCCGUGCUCGCGUCCGCGACGUAA